Nipponia nippon (crested ibis) is the source of this 1095-nucleotide messenger RNA. It is a transcript of the gene SLC30A2, whose product is annotated as solute carrier family 30 member 2. Gene Ontology annotation, biological process: zinc ion transmembrane transport; response to zinc ion. Gene Ontology annotation, cellular component: plasma membrane. NCBI's taxonomy places the organism in Eukaryota, Metazoa, Chordata, Aves, Pelecaniformes, Threskiornithidae. The record is from RefSeq and is a predicted model, not a curated record. Gene Ontology annotation, molecular function: zinc ion transmembrane transporter activity.
AUGGCAGCCAGCGAGGAGAAACAGCACCUGCUGAGCGAGGGCGCAGGCGGGUCCUACCUGGGGGCCACACAAAAGAACGGGCACAACUCGGUGCAGGGACAGGCGCCUGCCCUGGAGCUGGGGGCACGGCGCAGCCGGCACUGCCACACGCAGGGGGCCGCUGGCCACCCCCGCCAGCAGCAGCGGGCACGCAGAAAGCUCUACCUGGCCGCUGGCAUCUGCCUCGUCUUCAUGGUGGGGGAAGCCGUGGGCGGGUACCUGGCGCACAGCCUGGCCAUCCUGACGGACGCAGCCCACCUCCUGACGGACUUCGCCAGCAUCAUGAUCAGCCUCUUUGCGCUCUGGGUGUCCUCGCGCCCCCCCACCAAAACCAUGAACUUCGGCUGGCACCGGGCAGAGAUCCUGGGGGCCCUGCUCUCCGUGCUCUCCAUCUGGGUGGUGACGGGUGUCCUGGUCUACCUGGCGGCCCAGCGCCUGCUCUCGGCUGACUACGACAUCGAGGGUGGUGUCAUGCUCAUCACCUCCGCCUGCGCCGUGGCCGUCAACGUCGUGAUGGGGGUGGCCCUGCACCAGACAGGGCACGGGCACAGCCAUGGGGCAGCAGGCGAGCAGCCCAACACCAGUGUCCGCGCCGCAUUCAUCCACGUCCUGGGGGACCUGCUGCAGAGCGUCGGCGUCCUCAUUGCAUCCUACAUCAUCUUCUUUAAGCCCGAGUACAAGUACGUGGAUCCCAUCUGCACCUUCCUCUUCUCCGCACUGGUGCUGGGGACGACGCUGACCAUCCUCCGCGACGUCCUCCUCGUCCUCAUGGAGGGGACACCCAAAGGGAUGGACUUCAACGCCGUGCGGGAGACGCUGCUGGCGGUGGGGGGGGUGGAGGCCGUGCACAGCCUCCACAUCUGGGCGCUGACGGCGGCGCAGCCGCUGCUCUCGGUGCACAUCGCCAUCAAUGCGGGUGCCAGCGCGCAGGAGGUGCUGGAGGAGGCCAGCUCCCGGCUGCAGGGCACCUUCCGCUUCCACACCACCACCAUCCAGGUGGAGAGCUACUCCGAGGAGAUGCGGGACUGCCGGGAGUGCCAGCCCCCCCGCGACUGA